UGGGGAACGCUCGCUUGGAAGCUGUCAAGUUUCAUCGCGGCCGUGGCCCGUCGCGGCCUAAGCCCGACUUCAUCCAUAUUCUCCGAACGCUCGAUUGAGACAUCGACAUGAAACCCUCCCCGUUUCGGGUUGCGUUUCGGCGGCGACCCCUUGCGGAGGGCGGCGCAGGUGCUCUCGCCUCGAGUAUAUUCAGUACCUCGCGGCAGGGCAAGGGUACCACUCUCGACGGCGAGCUCGGCUCUUGCUACAGUGGGUUCCCUAUCUCUGCUGCCAAGCCGUCUCCCGUUUUUGAGAACCUCAAACCCAUCGUGGUCCUGGCGCUGGCUCGCUUCGUCCCGAAAUGUCAUCCCAUCCGGCGCAAUGGUUUUUGCCCAUAUACAUAGUCUUGUGUGCCCGCUAACUGCCGCUGACCCUACUUUGGCCCUUGUCGCUCUUUUGCAUCUCGCCCUUUCCUCACAUUCGUUUAUCCUUCUUCGCGCAGGCAGCGAGACGGUGCUUACUCUGU
Molecule: messenger RNA, 505 nt
Organism: Aplosporella prunicola CBS 121167
Lineage: Eukaryota; Fungi; Ascomycota; Dothideomycetes; Botryosphaeriales; Aplosporellaceae
Exons: 2
Coding region: 108-383 (91 amino acids)
Source: RefSeq, a predicted model, not a curated record